AUGUCUGCUCCCGGAUUCCCAGCACACCUUCCUCACCGCUACCCUCCUCUUCCCGGGAAGGGACUCAGUGGUCUUUCCUAUAUUCGCAAGCACUUCUAUGUUCCCGAGGUGAUUCCUCUAGUAGGAGUCGUACUGUGCUCGCUCGGAAUGGGCGUAUACUUUAGUCAAGGAGCUGCCAGGAAGAAUGACGUGCAAUGGCAGCCCCGCACACAACCCUGGCUCCGGACUCCUACUGAACGCACUCACUGGGAUGGUAUAGGAGGCGUCAAAGAGAUGAUCCAGAAGGAUUUGAGGAAAUAA
Molecule: messenger RNA, 300 nt
Organism: Rhizoctonia solani
Lineage: Eukaryota; Fungi; Basidiomycota; Agaricomycetes; Cantharellales; Ceratobasidiaceae
Exons: 3
Coding region: 1-300 (99 amino acids)
Source: RefSeq, a predicted model, not a curated record